AUCCAGAUUUAUUGUUAUUGCGCAUGCUCUGAUCCACCUUAAUUUCCGCAUUCACCGGAAGUGUAACGACUGGACUAUAACGGUGUCAGUUUUUAUUUCACGUACAGAUUUUGCUCAUUAAGAGGAUUUCGGGUGUCUUUUAUGAAUAAUCAAAAGCAGCAGAAGCCUACGCUAACAGGCCAGCGCUUCAAAACCAGGAAAAGAGAUGAAAAGGAGAGGUUUGACCCUACCCAUUUUCAGGAGAGCAUCGUACAAGGUCUGAACCAAACUGGCACUGACUUGGACGCCGUCGCAAAGUUCCUUGAUUCCUCUGGCGCCAAACUUGACUAUCGUCGCUAUGCUGAGACUCUGUUCGACAUCCUGGUGGCCGGCGGGAUGCUGGCCCCGGGGGGCACAAUGGCAGAUGACAUGACGUGCACCGACUUCUGUCUCUUCAAGGCACAAGAGGACAUGGAGACAAUGCAGGCAUAUGCACAGGUCUUUAACAAGCUCAUCAGGCGUUACAAAUACUUGGAGAAGGGAUUCGAGGAGGAGAUUAAAAAGCUGCUGCUGUUUCUCAAGGGCUUCACAGAGUCUGAGCGCAACAAGCUGGCCAUGCUAACAGGAAUCCUGCUGGCUAACGGCAAUAUCUCCGCAUCCAUCCUCAGCAGCCUGUUCAACGAGAACGUGGUUAAAGAAGGUGUGUCAGCGUGCUUCGCUGUCAAACUCUUCAAAUCCUGGCUUUCUGAGAAGGACAUCAGCUCCGUCGCUGGCAAUCUCAGAAAGGUUGGCAUGGACAACAGGCUCAUGGAGCUGUUCCCUGCCAACAAGCGCAGUUGCGAGCACUUCUCCAAGUACUUCACUGACGCUGGGCUCAAGGAGCUUUCGGACUUAGUCAGAAACCAGCAGUCCUUAGGUGCACGUAAGGAGGUGCAGAAAGAGCUCCUGGAGCAGAUGUCACGUGGGGACCCCCUGAAAGACAUCAUCGCCUUCUUGCGAGAGGAAUUAAAGAAGAACAACAUCGCUGAGCAGACGAUGAUUGGACUAAUCUGGGCUAGCUUAAUGAGCUCCGUGGAGUGGAACAAGAAGGAGGAGCUAGUGACAGAACAAGCCAUCAAACUUCUAAAGCAAUACAGCCCAAUGUUGAAGGCUUUUACCUCCCAGGGCCUCUCUGAACUGACUCUGCUGGUGAAGAUCCAGGAGUACUGUUAUGACAACAUUCAUUUCAUGAAAGCCUUUCAGAAAAUCGUUGUACUGCUCUACAAAGCGGAUGUCUUGAGCGAGGAGGCAAUUUUGAAGUGGUACCACGAUGCCCACCUGACCAAAGGAAAGAGCGUCUUCCUUGAGCAGAUGAAAAAGUUCGUGGAGUGGCUGAAGUUCGCAGAGGAAGAGUCUGAGUCUGAGGAGGAGGAGACCGACUGAGGACCACUCGCUACAUAGCUACCGUCUCGAUUUGUAUUUUGACGUAAAUACGGCACCAGAUGCAUUAGGAGGAUUCAUAACAGGAGCCUGUCUAUCUUUCUUUCUGUUUUUCCUUUUCUAUUCUCUACCUCCUCGUAUCUAGUUCAACCGUAAUGUAAGGGCUUUAAUACUGCUUUUAUUUCCACCAUGUUUUCUGUCUGAAUCAAUACUUAAACUCUCCUUUUAACUCUCCAGGAAGCGGUCACAGUGCCACAGUUAAACUAAAUGGACUGAAAGCCCCUUUCAUGUAAUAAAGGGGGAUAUUUUUUGGAAUACUUCCCUUUAAAAGGAGCCAGUUUGAAGGCUUAUUUCUAGGUUACUGUAUUUAAUCAUGAAGCUCUUAUUUGCCAGAGGUCUAUCUGUGCAGCCAUGAUAUCCUGAUCCUCCUGAAAGGCAGAAUGGUUUUGUACCCAUCAUUAUACGUCUUUGCCAAUUAUUUGACAACUUUGAAUUUAUUGCCAGUUUUUGGAUUCUGUCUCCGUUGUUGCUGAUGGAGCUGGACUGUUUCAACACAGCGAUGGCGACAAUCGGCCAUACGAGGAAAUUUCAUAAACCUCACGUACCAGAACCAUCCUUACGUUGUAAAUUAUUAUUAUUUUUCCCUUUACGAUACCCUUUUGACUUUUUAAAAAUAAAUGGAUACUCAUGGUUUUCA
Molecule: messenger RNA, 2095 nt
Organism: Pleuronectes platessa (European plaice)
Lineage: Eukaryota; Metazoa; Chordata; Actinopteri; Pleuronectiformes; Pleuronectidae
Product: eIF5-mimic protein 2-A
Exons: 12
Coding region: 142-1401 (419 amino acids)
Cellular component (GO): cytoplasm; membrane
Molecular function (GO): protein binding
Source: RefSeq, a predicted model, not a curated record